CGCGUCCCUGUUGUUGACGACGACGACGCGACGAGGGUCUGCUCUUGACGAUGACAACUCGUGAACGACGAACGACAGACAGCAGCAAUACACAAGCGACAGAUGGUUGGAUGGAUGCAUGCUCGCUGGGGAUGGGCGAGGUUAGGAUGGGAUUCGGCCGGUACAGAUAGGGCUAUCUAGGCUGCACGACGGGGUGGGAUGACACUGUCUCGCAUACCUACCCUGGCUCGGUCACCUUUGUCAUCCGUGUCUCAGACGUACUCAAUGCAUGCACCGCUAUCCUGGUGGCCUCUCCGAGCACCUUGGCCGUGUCCGCCAACAAGCCCCAACCAACCAAACCCAAUUCACGCCCAUCCCCUCCCCGUGCUUGCUCCUUGCUGGUCAUCCCAUCGCUGGUUACUUGCUCUCCAUCGACUCCCUCCAGUCUUGGUCCCUCUAGCCAGCCCAGAUGACCCUAUCUGCUCAACGGUGUCCGACUUCCAACACGCCUACAACCAACUUUACCAGUACCACUAUCGAACUUAUCCGCAACAGCACGAUAUAGUCGUGUAUCUCCCGCGUGGUGCUAGUGACUGCUAGCACUUCCCGGCUAGCCACCAACCGCUAUUUGCCAGCCGUUGGAGCCUCUCUCCGGCACUUCGCCCCGCUCUGUUUACCUCGUACAGGAAAGACGAGAAGAAAGAGCUGCCUGCCGGUGCAGAGUCUAGGCCAGUGCCGGAGCAUGAGCCCGGGGAGGAGGCGUGGUGGAAUGGCCAGCCUUGUCAUGGGUACUUCGCAGUUCCAUCCUCGGCGGCCGAGAGCGCCGACGCACCAGGAACGACGCGCAAGGUCGCCAAACCGGUGGAAGAGGCGUGGUGCGGCGGCCAGCCGUGCCCCGCUUGACGCUGUAGUCCCUUCUUCUUCAUCGGCUGCCGCGCAGGGAGAAGCAACCCCGGAGGCUAAGCCUAGGGAAGAGGCGUGCGGCGGCCAGCCUUGCCAGGGGGAUGCAGCCGUCCAUCCAGAGGUCAGUCCGCAUGCUACCCCCUCGCACACGCACAAGCAGACCGAACACAAGCAUCAACCCCAUCAUCAUUCCCAUCCAGAAAGCCACAAAUCCAAGCCCCCAAGCCCCUAAGCCGGUUCAGUUCCCUCCCCCCCGGCUGGUGCCCAGGCGGGGAAUGCCCGCCCGUCACGUCCCUCCCUCCUGGAGGUGGUGGGGUGAGUUCCCAGCCAUACCCGACUGGGUAUGUGCAUGUUGACAGAGGCAGAGGGCAUGGGGAGCUUUAGCAGAGAGGGGCUUCAUGUUGAGCAUUGGUUGAACCUUGGUUAGUUGAUAGACUGUCG
Molecule: messenger RNA, 1323 nt
Organism: Dacryopinax primogenitus
Lineage: Eukaryota; Fungi; Basidiomycota; Dacrymycetes; Dacrymycetales; Dacrymycetaceae
Exons: 2
Coding region: 722-1114 (130 amino acids)
Source: RefSeq, a predicted model, not a curated record